UAUUUUGAAGGGCAGAGGAGUGUAGCGGAAGUUGUGUUUGUGUUUCCGGGUCCCGGAAGAUGCUACGACCUCCGUCCCGUUGUUUGCAUUUUACCUCGUGAUGUGGACGGCGGAGUAAAAGGCGCCAGUGUUUGGUGUCCUUCCAGAGAGAAACAUCACAAACUGCUGCAUGAGGUUUUAAAACCUGAAGCGAAGCUACAAAGAGCAGGUUUGUUUUCUUUCUCUGACCGGAAACGCGUUUACUGCUGUUGUUGCAGGGAGUCCGCGCGCUAAGCUAACGUUAGCCGCAGCUAGCUCCUGCUAACGUGUGUUAUUGGAUAUGUUGUGAGCUUCGUAUUUUUAUCAAACGCAGGUCGGAGAGAAAUCGAGGAGAGACACUUCAACAUGAACUCUGAGAGGAAACUGUCAGCUGACCAGCGGAGAGCUUUACCUUCAGAUGUCCAGAAAGUGAUUGUUGGUGAAGAACAUCAGCAGGAGUGGAGCUCCAGUCUGGACCAGGAGGACACAAAGCCCCCACACAUUAAAGAGGAACAGGAGGAACUCCGGAUCAGUCAGGAUGAAGAGCAGCUUCAAGGGCUGGAGAAGGCUGAUAUCACCAAGUUCACAUUCACUCUGGUCCCUGUGAAGAGUGAAGAUGAUGAAGAGAAACCUCAGUUCUCACAGCUUCAUCAAAGACAAACGGAAGAGAUAAAAACAGAAACUGGUGGAGAGGACUGUGGAGGACCAGAACCAGCCAUGAAAUCAGAUCCAGAUACAAAUUUACAACCAGCUACUGAUGACCAGACUGGAGACUCUUCUAAACCUGAGACUGAUGCCAGUGUUGAUUGGAAGGAGACCAGAGAACCUCAGUCAGGUUUAAACUCUAUGAAAAAUAAUGAAGUCCCUAUCAGUGAUUUGAGAUUUAGUCUGAAGAGACACAUGAUAGCUCAUACAAGAGAGAAACCAUUUAGCUGCUCUGUCUGUCAGAAAACUUUUACACGGAAUGGAAGUUUAAAGACACACAUGAGUAGCCACACAGGAGAGAAACCAUUUAGCUGCUCAGUCUGUAAGAAAACUUUUACAGUGAAGGAAAGUUUAAAUAGACACAUGAGAUGUCAUACAGGAGAGAAACCAUUUGGCUGCUCAGUUUGUAAGAAAACUUUUACAGAGAGUGGAAAUUUAAAGGCACACAUGAGAAUCCACACAGGAGAGAGGCCAUUUAUCUGCUCAGUCUGUAAGAACGAUUUUAGAGACAGGGGAAGUUUAAAGAGCCACAUGAGAAUCCACACAGGAGAGAAACCAUUUAGCUGCUCAGUCUGUAGGAAAGCUUUUACAGUGAGUGGAAAUGUACAGAAACACAUGCGAAUCCACACAGGAGAGAAACCAUUUAGCUGCUCGAUCUGUAAGAAAGCGUUUAAUGGGAGUGCAGAUCUACAGAGACACACGAAAACCCACACAGGAGAGAAAUCAUUUGCCUGCUCUGUCUGCAAGAAAACAUUCAUAGAGAGUUGGCAUUUAAAGAAACACAUGAGAAUCCACACAGGAGAGAAACCAUUCAGCUGCUCCAUCUGUAAGAAAGCUUUUAUAGAUAGUGGACAGCUGAAGAAACACAUGAGAAUCCACACAGGAGAGAAACCAUUUAGCUGCUCAGUGUGUAAGAAAGCGUUUAAUGAGAGUGCACAUUUACAGAGACACAUGAAAAUCCACACAGGAGAAAAACCAUUUGGCUGCUCUGUCUGCAAGAAAACCUUCAUAGAGAGUUCACAUUUAAAGAACCACAUGAGAAUCCACACAGGCGAGAAACCAUUUAGCUGCUCAGUCUGUAAGAAAGCUUUUAUAGAGAGUGGACAGCUGAAGAGACACAUGAAAAUCCACACAGGAGAGAAACCAUUUAGCUGCUCAGUCUGUAAGAAAGCGUUUAAUGAGAGUGCACAUUUACAGAGACACAUGAAAAUCCACACAGGAGAGAAACCAUUUGGCUGCUCUAUCUGCAAGAAAACUUUCAUAGAGAUUGGACAUUUAAGGAAACACAUGAGAAUCCACGUAUUUUAAGACGUGUUGCGUGGAGAUCCAGUCUGGAAGGAGAGGAAAUUAAUGAAUUCUCUAAAAGUAUUAUGCGAUGUAACCCCCCCUAAAAAGUCUAAAAUCCAAUAAUUAGAAUUUAAGGUUUUAAAAUGACGUAUCUUAAAUGAAGUUUUAAAAAAUGUUUUUACUGUUUAGAUCCGUGGAACUCUAAAUAUGAACUUGUUCAUGUUUGCAAAUUAACUGGACUUAUUAGGAAAUUGCAUACAAUGCUAGCCCUCUCAUACAUGGCAGCCGUUCUGUAGUCACAAGGAACAGCCACCUAACUCAGUCUCCCAGCAGACUCCCCAGUCUUCACUCCUAAGUUUGAAGGACUGUGACAUCCCUGUUAAGGUUGGAUACCGAACUCUGUACUUUUUUGGGUACUGACCAAAUCACGUCGGUACUACCGAGGACAGAUUUCCGUUAAAUUAAACUGUGCCACAUUUCCUUUCCUGAGAGCGCGUAAUUGCAAGGUUAUAUGUCUUCUCUGCAUGUUGACAGAGAGCGGAGCUCAGUUGCAGUACAGACGGAGCAAACUCAAGCAAACUACAUCAUGUCUGCGUUUUUGUUCAAGUCAAAGUGACUCACGCCAAUUAAGCGAUUGCAAGUGUGGUUAUACUUUUCAAAACUUCACACAGACACUGUUUGCUGCAAUAUAAUAUAAUGUCGAGCCGAAAGUGGCCGUGGUGCUGUUAACGUUGCACUUUCUCUGAGACAGGCAGCGCCAACAGUAGUUUCUAUGCCCUGGUGAGUGACUGACAACAUGGAGGUUUUAGGGCAAGCAACAAUAAAGAGCAAUUAAAACGGUCAUGAAAAGAAAAUAGGCUAUGAUUUGAAUAAUGUACAAAAAUACAAGUAACAGUGCAGUUUAAGGUGAGACACUACAGGUGAAUAGGGUCAAAUUUUAAAAUAAUAGAUAUCUCCAUGAAACUU
Molecule: messenger RNA, 2976 nt
Organism: Sander lucioperca (pikeperch)
Lineage: Eukaryota; Metazoa; Chordata; Actinopteri; Perciformes; Percidae
Product: gastrula zinc finger protein XlCGF57.1-like
Exons: 2
Coding region: 385-2031 (548 amino acids)
Biological process (GO): regulation of transcription by RNA polymerase II
Cellular component (GO): nucleus
Molecular function (GO): DNA-binding transcription factor activity, RNA polymerase II-specific; RNA polymerase II cis-regulatory region sequence-specific DNA binding
Source: RefSeq, a predicted model, not a curated record